GUUUCCUUCCGUGUCAGGGCCGAAAGGCCGGAAGACCGGGAGGCGUUGCCUUGGUAACGUACCUAGCCGAGCCGCAAUAUGGCUGGGACUGGCUGGCUGGAGAGGUUGCGUGCGGCUCGCAAGACCGCCCUACUCGCCGAUGGUAAACGAAAAAUCCAUUACUUGUUUGAGGAUGGAAAGGAGAUGGCAGAAGAGUAUGACCUGAAAACACACCAGCUACUCUUGAGAAAAUGGAGAGAGAAGAAUGCCCUAGGUGCACAUGGCAAUUGGGAGGUUGAAGUGGGAGAACCCACAAUUCUUCCAGCAGGAGCUCUGGACCGUGAGUUCAUAAAGGAGAGCAAUACCAAUCCUGUCUUUAUGCGAAAAGACACCAAAAGCAGUUUCCAGUGGCGGAUCCGAAACCUGCCCUAUCCUAAGGAUGUCUACAGUGUUUCAGUAGAAAAGGAUCAACGUUGCUGUGUGGUCCACACAACAAAUAAGAAAUACUACAAAAAAUUCACUAUUCCUGAUUUGGACAGAUUCCAACUGCCUUUGGACAGCACAGCUUUGAGUUUUACUCAUGCCAACAAUACAUUGAUCAUCACAUAUCAAAAGCCAACAGAAAUACUAGCUGCAGAAGAGGAGCUACUAAAAGAACUAAAGAAGAUCAAAGCUGCUAAUAACGGCGAAGGAGACUGCAAGACACAGUAGUCGAGUUUUGAAGUGCAUUGUCUGUAUUUUUAUUAAAUAAUAGUGCUGAACGGGGAUCAUUCAUUCAUUUCAUUUAUACCCUGCCACAAUUCUACAGAACUCUUGGCAGAUUACGAACAUUAAAAUCUGCAAUUGAAUAAUAUCUAAAAACCUAAAACAAAACCAACUGGAAAAUGCAAAAAUCCAAAAAGAGCCUCUUAAGGAGGGAAUAUAUCAGUCUCUUUAUGGCUCCCGGUAGCACCUAUUCUGGUAAGGAGGCAUUGGUAAUCUUCCAGAUCCAGGGUAUAAGGCCCACCCACCCCUAAUUAUCCUCAGUAUGGCCAUGUGGCAGUGGCACCUAUGCUUUCCAAGCUGCACUGGUUACCAGUUUGUUUCUAGGUGCAGUUCAGUGUGCUUGUUAUUGGAGAGACUAUGGUAUCGACCCAGCUGAUUCAAUCCAGCAAAGUUAAUGUACUAAAUGUUCCUUUGAUCAACCAAUGGGGGCCUUCAUAACCAUAUUGGAACCUCAGGAUCAUGUCUUCUGUCAUGGCACCUGCAUUCCAGAAUGUGGUUCCUCUUGAGAUCCAGAGGGCUUCCGUCCUGAUAGCAUUCUGGCAGGCCUUAAUGACUUUGCUGUGCUCCCAAGCUUUGGACUAGGGUGAUUGGAUCCCCUUGCUAGGUGUAUGAUACAUAUUGUUGACCAGAGGUGCUACCUUGUUUAUUGCUGUGUCUCUUUUUGCAUUACAUAUUUGUUGUAUGGUUUUAUCGUUGGGCAGCCCAGAAUCAAUUGGAGUCUACAUUGAUAUAAAUAAAUAGCUAAAGCAGCUGUGUGGGACAGAGGUCCAGACCAUAGGUAACAGAGGGCAUCUUGGAGAGCAUGUAAAGCAUCCCAGUUAACCUGGCAAGACAUUCCAAUCAAAUCGCUAGACAAUACCAAAGCAGUCAAGAGAAUCUGAACAAACCUAUGGUAAAAUGUUAUGCUAACUGGUCACCACAGUCACUCUUGCAACUGGCUCCUUCUCCAAAGGGAAUUAACCAUUCUGCAAAGAGCUUCUGGAUGACAACAUGCCAAUGCAACAAGAGAGAAGUAGGAAUGCUUCAUUCUCUUAUAUCUGUGGAGCAGACUCAAAUCUGGGCACAUAAUUGUGCUCAAUUUCAUUCUUGAUACUCCUUCACCUCCUCUCUGGGCACUGCUGCCUCAACUCCCGCUGACAGUCCAAAACCCAUCAGCCACCAAGGAUAAGCCCAACAGCAGCUGCUUAGAAGCGGUUUCACUGAGGGCUCAUGAGGGCUUGUUGCCUAUGUUGAGAGUAGCAAAACAGGCACUUGUAGACUCACACAUCACAUCUUUGAGAAAAUCAAGUACCCACCACAAACUACCCAGAUCCAAAAGUGCCUGGAGUGGAUCCUCUGAAUGGGCAUCACCUUGGAAGUCAUGGUAGCCAUCAAUUUAUGCUAGACCAGAAAGUUAUCUGACCAUGACAAGGGAGUAAUAGUCAUACUCUCCAUAUCCAGAUCUACAGUGGUCCAAAGCAAAAACUAGCUGCUAUAUGUGGACAAGCCCAUAAUACCAUGAAAUGGUCAGCUUGAUACCUGUACCAUAUUAUGGUACAGGUAUGUAGCAGCUACACUUCCAUUCCACACAGUUUGCUCACCUCAUGUAAGAGCUGGUAUGAGCCCAACUCCUAAACUAAAACUUCACCUGUUAACCAAUCUACCCAUGGAGUCAGCAGCCUGGCCAAACCCCUAAUCACUUAGUUCACUUAAACUUAGUGACCGCUUUGUUUAAAACAAGAUUGUUGAUUCCAACUGUGGUUGCUAAAUCUAAUCUAGUAUACCCCUAUGAAGAGAAGUAAAUAUAAUACACAGACGUUCUCCCACUGUCCUGGGUACUAUCUCUUUAUCUCUCUGAUCCUUCUCCUUGCUGGGAAUCAGUAUUUAUUCAUUCCACUUGGCUCUCACCUGAGAGACUGCCCAUUCUAGUUACUGGAGAAUAAAUUUCCCAUAUACACUGCAACAGCAGGAUAUUACCAGCAAGUGCAUCCAAAACAUUGGUAGCAUAGGAGUUCCCCAGGAAACUACACUCACCACCUUAGGCCUAGCAAAACUAAACUGCUCUUAGGUAUAAUGCCAAGACCCCUUGCCCAACUGCCAGCACCCUGAAUGCAUCACAUUCUGUUUUCAGCCGCUGGCCACUCUUAGCCACCACAAUGGUUGCUUUGUGUAAAUAAUCCAAGACCUAAAAUCCCCUCCUGCCAGUUCACUGAAGCCCUUCAAUCUGGCCACUUAAUGGAGAAGGGCCUUCCCGGGAAUUUCAAAUCUAGUCCCAUCAAACUAGUUUCCCUCCAGUACAGUACCAUGAUCCUCCCUGUUGCUUUAAGGCUGGGAGGUCAAGAAUAACUCAAAAGUUCUGUUCCAUUUUUGCCACUGUCAACACUGCCAUACCUGGAAAUCCAUAAAUCAAUCUCAGUGCCACCUGCUAAUAUCUGCUUUUAAAGUUUGUUUACACAAUUAUAAUAGCCACCUUUUAUACCAUAGUAUGUGACUUGUCUUACGUUUUUAUUAUUUAUACUAAACCUACUAGGUUUAUCUGUUUGAAUUUGAAUCAUGGACAGUGAUAAGCCUUUCCAAAUAUUUUGUUUUAAAAUAGAUUUUCAUGAUAUUGUCCUUGUUUCCCAAUCCGUCAUGUAUGGAAGAAUAUUCAGAGUUUAUAUUCCAAUUUUGUUGAUUUCUCAUUCUACUAAAAAAAAAAUCCUUUUGUCUCAAUUACACUGAUUUAUAUUAGUCAUUAAUGAAAUAAAGAAAUGUUUGUGUUUCAGACAUUUUUUCAUUCAAUUCUACAAACAGAACAUAGUUCUGUCUUACAGACUUCACCAUUUAACAAUCUAAUAAUUGCAAUUAGAAUAAAAAGUAAGAUGUGGGGGCAUUCCUGUUGGCUGUUUUGGCCAGCGGUAUCUAUUCCAGUCACAUAUUUUCAUACUGGCUUCUUAUUUUUAGUGUGUGUCCUAAUAAUUUCAUAUUUGAUGAUAUUCUUACUGUAAACAGAAUAUCCUAUUUAAACUCAUAUGUACAAGAAGGGGAAUGCAUUGUUCAGAAACACUGUAGGGCAGUGAUGGCUAACCUUUUUGCUGUUGUGUGCCAAAAGUGGGGGGAGCGCCGGGGGGGGGACGCAUGUGCAUAUCCACACCCAUAAUUCAAUGCGCCCCACCCCCGGGCAUGCGCGCAUGACCCCCCCUGCGCUCCUCCCACUUUUGGCACGCGAUGGCAUGGUGGGCUGGGUAGGCCCGUUUUUCACUCUCCCCAGCCUUCCCAACUGUCCCGGAGGCUCUCCGGAGGCACGAAAAUGGCCUGUUUCCCGAGUUCCAGUGGGCCUGGAAAGCCCAAAAAUCAGCUGGCUGCCGCACACAUGCGUGCUGGAGUUGAGCUAGGGCAAUGUUCACAUGCCCACCAAUAUGGCUCCGCGUGCCACCUGUGACACACAUGCCAUAGGUUCGCCAUCAUGGCUGUAAUGUUUACAACUAUCUUUAGAAAAAAUAAGUAUUAGUAUUCAUGGUAUUCCAUUUAUAAAUAUAGAUGUUUGAUGAGAGUGAUGACAGAAGUCAGAAUACCACCACAUGUUUUUGCAUCUUCUCUCAGAAUUAUGCAUGGCUAGAUGUUUUUUCAACAUCUAGCCAUUAAAUUUAAAAAAUCCUCCUUUACCUUCACAAUUGUUAUAAUUUUUCAGGAAUAUUUAUUCUCAGCUUGCUGUGUAUGUCAAAGAUAAGUAAAGUCAAUCAUGAUACUGAAUAAAAGGCAUCAAGUCAAAUGUA
Ahaetulla prasina is the source of this 4478-nucleotide messenger RNA. It is a transcript of the gene DPCD, whose product is annotated as deleted in primary ciliary dyskinesia homolog (mouse). The transcript has 6 exons. Lineage: Eukaryota; Metazoa; Chordata; Lepidosauria; Squamata; Colubridae. Bases 79 to 690 code for a protein of 203 amino acids. The record is from RefSeq and is a predicted model, not a curated record.